This is a messenger RNA of Bombus pyrosoma, 769 nucleotides long. Its product is annotated as NADH dehydrogenase [ubiquinone] 1 alpha subcomplex assembly factor 3. Gene Ontology annotation, cellular component: mitochondrial inner membrane. The transcript is spliced from 3 exons. The record is from RefSeq and is a predicted model, not a curated record. NCBI's taxonomy places the organism in Eukaryota, Metazoa, Arthropoda, Insecta, Hymenoptera, Apidae. Gene Ontology annotation, biological process: mitochondrial respiratory chain complex I assembly. The coding region runs from base 91 to 663 and encodes 190 amino acids.
CAGUACCAGAGAGGUAAUUUCCUUUCUGAUUGACAUUGAUUACUUCACAAAAUAAAUAAGUAAUUAUUAAAUAUUAAUUAGAUUAUUAUAAUGGUUUUGACCAAAACUUUUCCUAUCUUAGAGCGAUUAUUACAAAAUACCAAACAAUUCCAUACUUCAAGAACUAGCAAAGAAUAUGAUGGACCUGGUAAAACAACAAUAGAUAUCAUUAAUAAUCAAAAUAUUGCUGAGACACACAACAGAUUUUUAAUAACCAAAUGUUUACCGAUAGGAUUUAAAUUAAACGAUAAUUCAUUACUAUUGGGUCCUCUUGUAAUUUUUGGUGGAACGAUUCUGUCUUGGAAUAUCGAUUCUGCAAAGGACAUAAAUGAAGCAACUUUAUCUUUAUUCACUAUUGUACAUCCAGCACUAGAUCUCGUAGUUUUAGGUCUUGAAACUAAUUAUAAAUAUAACAGAGUUCUAGAAAUAAAAAAGGUAUUAAUGAAAUAUAAUAUUAGAUCUGAAAUACUUCCGGUAAGACAAGCUUGUGGAGUAUACAAUUUUCUCGUAAGUGAUGGAAAAUACGUCGCAGCAGGUUUAAUACCACCAUUACCUGACAAAUCUAACCUAUAUUGCAGAUUACAGCGACUACCGACUGAAAAGCGUGAACUUGUGGAUAAAUAAUUAAAUAGCACUAUAUAUUAGUAAUAUAAUAUUUAUAGGAUAAUUUCUAUAUCUGUAUAUUAAUGUGUUGCGACAUUAAAUGUGAAAUAAAAUUUUAUUAAUCAUA